This is a messenger RNA of Thermothielavioides terrestris NRRL 8126, 927 nucleotides long. RefSeq lists its product as uncharacterized. The transcript has 4 exons. The coding region runs from base 1 to 927 and encodes 308 amino acids. NCBI's taxonomy places the organism in Eukaryota, Fungi, Ascomycota, Sordariomycetes, Sordariales, Chaetomiaceae. Gene Ontology annotation, biological process: lipid metabolic process. The record is from RefSeq and is a predicted model, not a curated record.
AUGAAAGGACUACUCCUCGCUUGUCUGUCCUUGGGGUGUUGCGUCUCCGGAGCCCCAACAUCGAGAAGGCAAGAUGCCGUCACAACUCAACAACUGGACAACCUGAAAUUGUUUGUUCAGUGGUCUGUUGCGGCCACCUGCAAUAGCGAGAAGUCUGCCGGGCAGCCCGUUACUUGCCCUCCGGGUCAAUGCUCCCUAUUUGAGUCGCACAAUGCCACAGUCGUUGCGUCGUUCAUCGGGACACUAUUGGAUACCAGGGGCUUCGUCGGCGUGGACCCCGUCAGCCAGCAGAUCGUCGUCUCCUUCAGGGGCACCACCUCCGUCCAGAAUUGGAUCGCAGACCUCACCUUCGUCCAGGUCCCCUGCGACCUCACGCCGGGCUGCCUCGUGCACACAGGCUUCUGGGGGUCCUGGGGCGAGGUGGCCGCGCGCACGCUGGCCGCGGUCCGCGACGCGAAGGCAGCCCACCCUGCCUACAGCGUCAUCGUGACGGGCCACUCGCUGGGCGGCGCCGUGGCCACGCUGGCGGCCGCCUACCUCCGGCGGGCCGGCUUCGCCGCCGACCUGUACACGUACGGCUCGCCGCGCAUCGGCAACGCCGCGUUCGUCGAGUUCGUCACCGCCCAGCCCGGCGGCGAGUACCGCGUCACGCACACCGACGACCCCGUCCCGCGGCUGCCGCCGCUCGUGGCGAACUACCGGCACACGAGCCCGGAGUACUGGAUCAGCUCGACGAGCCAGGGGCCCGUGACGCCGGCCGAUGUGCAGUAUUGUCCCGGGUACGCGAACGUGCAGUGUAACGGCGGGACGGAAGGGUUGGAUAUCGAUGCGCAUAACUGGUAUUUCCAGCCGCUCGACGGCUGCUCGGCCAGGGGGCACGCCGCUCAGGAGGGCGGACGCGGCAUCAUCACAUCAGCGGGAAGCUGA